AGGAUGGAAGGAUUCAGGGGGUGGAAUUUCGGAUUGUCCGUGUCAGCAGCGCCUCUGCGCCUUCGUUGCUCCAUCCUGAUCCCAGCACCACCUCUGGGAUGGGAUGGACGCGAAGAAUUCUCCUCCUUCUCCCCGCGCCGCCUAAUGAGCAGCCUCUUAAUUAACGCGCCGACCCGCCGCCCAAGCUACAAUUCCCGGCACGCCCCGCGCCGCGCUCCAUCCGGGUCCUCCUGCGCUUCACCCGCCCCACCCUUCCGCGCGGGCACUUCCUGCCUCAACCCAACCUUACUGUCGAUGAUUGACAGGCACGACAUCCAAUAGAAAAGCAGCAUUUCGCGGUGCUGACCAAUAGGCGCACACGAGGCGGGCGGCCAUGACAGUGGGCGGGCCGGGGCGGCUCCUCCCGGCUGGCGGCGGCGAAGAUGGCAGAUUUCCUGAAGGGGCUCCCGGUGUACAACAAGAGCAACUUCAGCAGAUUCCAUGCGGAUUCCGUCUGCAAAGCUUCCGUGAGUGCUCCCGAGGCCGGAUUCCCAAAUCCCAGCGUUCCCAAAUCCCAAGUUAUCGUGACAGAGAAGACGAACAUCCUCCUGCGCUACCUCCACCAGCAGUGGGACAAAAAGAAUGCGGCCAAGAAGCGGGACCAGGAGCAGGGCGAGCUGGAGGGCGAGAACUCGGCUCCGCCGCGGAAAAUCGCCCGGACCGGGAGCCACGACAUGACCGAGGACACUUAAAAAUCCCGGAAAUCCGGGAAUUCCCGAGGCUCUUCCCGCUUUUUUCACCUCUCACUUCCCCCCACUCCCCUCCCCCUUCCUUCCUCUUCCUCCUCCUCCGUUCCCAAAGCGCUCGGAUUUCCCGGGAUCCGCCCUAUUUAUUUGGGAUUCGCCUCUUUCCCGGUUUUUUUUUUGUAUUUAUGCUGCGGGAAUUUGGAUGGAGAGGGAAAAUUUGGGAUCUUUAGGGAAAAAAAAAAAAGUCCCCUUCCCAAAAUUCCGCUUUUUUUCCAGGAUUGCUGGGAUUUGCUCCUUGGAAUCUCUCUGGGAGACAAUUCCGGUCUUUUCCCCAAAUUCUUCCUGGUUUUUUGGUUUCUUUGGGAUAUCCCGGAAUUCCUUAUUCCCAGCAUUCCGCUUUUCCCGGCAUCUCCUCCUUAAAAUCUUCCAGAAUUCCUUUGUUUUUCCCUAAAUUUCCCAACUUUUUGGGGGGGGGGGAGGGGAUUGGUGGCAUCUCCUCCCUUCCCAAAAUUCUUCCUGCACUCCCUGGGAUAUCCCGGAAUUCUUUAUUCCCAAAAAUCCCCCUUUUCCUGGGAUUAUUUGGAUUUACUCCUUAAAAUCUCCCAGGAGAGCUCCUUAUUCCCAAAAAUCCCCUUUUCCUGGGAUUCCUGACUUCUUCUCCCUUCGAUAUCCCGGAAUUCCUUAUUCCCAAAAUUCCCCCUUCUCCUGGGAUUCCUCCUUCUGAAAUUCCAGGAGGUUUUUUUGGGAUUUUUUUUUUUUUUUCCCUUCUCCCCCUUGAAAUAUUCCCAGGAAUCCUUUGCAUAUUCCCAAUCCAAGCACCCAACUGAGGCCUUCCCAUUUUUCCAUACAAUUCCCAAGCCCUUCCCGGGCUUCGAUCAUGGCUGGAGCCCAUUCCCGGGAAUUUGGAUCCCAGGAUUUUUAUGGGGGGAGGGGCUCAAUCCAGGGAUUUUCUGCCGGAAUCGUUGCUCUUUUCCAUCCUUCAAUCCCGACUUUUUUCCGGGGUUUUUUUUGGGGUUUUGGGGUUGUUUUUUUUUUGUGCUUCCCGGGAAAAUCAUCGGAUCCUCUCCGAAGGAUCGCUCGGAAUUCCAAAGGGAUGGAGCUGGGAGUGGACUGGGAGCGGCUCCGCCCUUGGAUUUGGGAGAAUCCGGGAUGGGAUUUGGGAUCCAGGUUGGAAUUUGGGAUGGAAGAAUCCGGGAUGGAAUCCGGGCUGGAAUCUGGAAUUUGGGAUGGAAGAAUCCAGGAUGGAAUUCAGGAUCCAGGCUGGAAUUUGGGAUGGAAGAAUCCGGGAUGGAAUCUGGGAUCCAGGCCGGAAUUUGGAAGAAUCUGGGCUGGAAUCUGGAAUUUGGGAUGGAAGAAUCCGGGAUUCGGGCUCCAGGCCGGAAUUUGGGAUGGAAGAAUCUGGGCUGGAAUCUGGAAUUUGGGCUGGAUGAAUCCAGGCUGGAAUCCGGGCUCCAGGCCGGAAUUUGGGCUGGAAUCCCGGGAAUGUGGAGCCGAUCCAACACUCCGGAAUCCCCAAAAUCCCUCGGGAUUGAGACAAUUCCCAGCCGCCCUUCCGGGACGAUCCAGAGGCUCAGGAUUCCUGGAAAACUUGGGAAAAGCCAAGAAAGGACGAGCUUAACCCCAAAAUUCCAUCUGCUUUUCCAAGAGGAGCCGAUUCCCGCGGAAAUCCCGGAAUUCGGAGCCGUUUCCCCUCCCCCUGCCGAGAAAUCCGCCGGGAUUUUUCCGGGAGAUCCCAAAAAAUUCCCGGCUCCGACGCUCGUGGGGCUCCCUCCGCCUCUUUUCCCAGCAAAUCCCGAUCCGUCCUCGGAAUUCCGGGCUGGGAACGGCCAAAAUUCCGCCGGCGCCGGAAGCAGAACCUCGGGAAGAGCAGGACACGGCUCCCGGUCGGAAUUCCCGGAGUUUGGGACUGGAAUUGAAUCCAGAACUUUGGCGCUGCCUCCGAACCUUUUUCCCGUUUUUUUUCUUUUGGUGGUUUUUUUUAAUGGAAGCAACUUUGGAAUUCCUGGAAUGCCGAGCGGUGGGGGGGGGGGGGGGGGAGGGAGGAAAAGCGGAAUUCCCGGGAAUUUUGGGGUGGGAUUUUCCAGCUGGAAAACUCCAGGCUGAGCCGGAUUUGAGGGAUCCUUGGAAGAAUUCCAGGAUCCCAGGAGAGGAGGGCGCUCGGAUCCCGGCAUUCCGGAGGCUCGGGAAUGUUGUUCCAUUAAAAAGUUGGCACUUCCUGCUGGAA
Molecule: messenger RNA, 2949 nt
Organism: Corvus hawaiiensis (hawaiian crow)
Lineage: Eukaryota; Metazoa; Chordata; Aves; Passeriformes; Corvidae
Gene: DDA1
Product: DET1 and DDB1 associated 1
Exons: 4
Coding region: 423-731 (102 amino acids)
Biological process (GO): positive regulation of proteasomal ubiquitin-dependent protein catabolic process
Cellular component (GO): Cul4-RING E3 ubiquitin ligase complex
Source: RefSeq, a predicted model, not a curated record